AUGGAUGAGAAAAAGCUAAAUCACUUUCCAUUAAAAAAAGCUAAUGUUCCUGCUCUGUUUGUGCUGGGACGUCCUGGCACCGACAAGAGUACAUAUAGCACCAAACUCGCAACCACAUUCGAGCUUUCAUACAUUUCUUGUGGUGACCUAAUAAGAAACGAGAUCAAAUUAGGAACCAGUAGAAGUGCCCAACUCCUAAAACCUAUGAAUGAAGGGCAGCUGUGUCCAAAAGAAGCUGUUUUGGAACUGCUCAAGGAGGCGAUUUUGAAGGAGCUUAACAGAGGAGCUGCAGGCUUUGUAAUCGAUGGUUUUCCGCGUGAAAUGAAGCAAGGAGAGCUGUUCGAACACGAAAUCCAGGAAUUCAAAUCCCUCGUAUUCCUAGAUGUUCCAGUGAGUACUGUGACGGAAAAUUUGAAAAAACGUGCGAAUACUCGUGGACGAAUCGAUGACAACGUGAAAACAAUCGAAAAUCGUUUAAUGACCUUCGAUAGAUCCACGAUUCCUGUAAUUGAGCAUUACGAGAAGGAAAAGAAGUUAUUAAGGAUCACAACGACAGGACCAGUGGAGAAGAUAAUAAGAGAUGUAUUAAAGCAACUCGAUAAAUUGUCUGAGAAAAGAUUGGAAGCGUCGACUGUAAAGAGAAAGUCCAUUGAUCUAACUCCACUCAAAAAAGCCGCAGUGCCAAUAUUCUUCAUAGCAGGUGGCCCAGGAUCCGGAAAGGGCACUCAGUGUGAGAAAAUAGUCGCUAAGUAUGGGUUGUCGCACCUGUCGUCCGGCGAUCUUUUAAGAGACGAGGUGAAGUCAGGUUCCCCCAGAGGAGCUUUGCUGAGCAAGAUCAUGGAAGCCGGAGAACUAGUCCCACUUGAAGUAGUGCUCGACCUUAUCAAAGAAGCUAUGCUUAAAGAAGUUGCUAAAGGCUGUAAAGGAUUUCUGGUGGAUGGUUAUCCUCGAGAGGUUAAACAAGGAGAGCAGUUCGAACAGGAAAUACAAGAAGCAAAAUCUGUCAUCUUUUUUGAUGUAACCGAUGAGAUUUUGAUUGAGCGACUUUUGAAGCGAGCAAAGACAAGCGGACGAGUUGACGACAACUUCGAGACAAUCAAAAAGAGAUUAAACACUUUUAGAACAGCUACAAAACCUGUAGUUGACUAUUAUGAAAAGAAAAAGAAGCUUGUUAGAAUUGUGGCAGAAGGGACGAUCGAAGAGAUUUUUGCAAAAGUUGCGAAACAUCUUGAUGAGUGCAUGGGACAGAAGGAACUGGUAGACCUGACUCCCCUCAAAAAAGCCAACGUCCCAAUCUUUUUCAUCGUAGGAGGUCCUGGAUCAGGAAAAGGAACACAGUGUGAGAAAAUUGUAGCUAGGUAUUCCUUGUCACACCUAUCGUCGGGGGAUUUGCUCCGAGAAGAGGUGAAGUCAAGUUCCCCGAGAGGGGCUCAAUUAAACAAAAUUAUGGAGGCAGGAGGACUGGUUCCAUUGGAAGUGGUCCUGAAUCUCGUAAAAGAAGCUAUGCUUAAAGCGGUUGCAAAGGGAACUAAUGGUUUUCUUAUUGACGGCUAUCCGCGUGAAGUAAGCCAAGGAGAACAGUUCGAGAAAGAGAUCUACGAGGCAAAAUCCGUCAUCUUUUUCGAAGUCUCUGAUAAUAUUCUUAUCGAAAGGCUUCUGAAACGUGCCAAAACCAGUGGGCGCGUUGACGACAAUUUGGAGACGGUCAAAAAAAGACUGAACACUUUCAAAUUAGCUACAGCUCCAGUAGUUGAAUACUAUGAAAAGAAGAAGAAAUUAAUAAGGAUACAAGCAAAUGGCUCAAUUGAAGAGGUCUUUGACAUGGUUGUCAAACAUCUGGAUACUGUUAUAGCAACGAAAUAA
This is a messenger RNA of Necator americanus (New World hookworm), 1863 nucleotides long. RefSeq lists its product as uncharacterized. Gene Ontology annotation, biological process: ATP metabolic process; nucleoside triphosphate biosynthetic process. The record is from RefSeq and is a predicted model, not a curated record. Gene Ontology annotation, cellular component: cytoplasm. The coding region runs from base 1 to 1863 and encodes 620 amino acids. The transcript has 20 exons. Gene Ontology annotation, molecular function: AMP kinase activity; nucleoside diphosphate kinase activity; ATP binding. Lineage: Eukaryota; Metazoa; Nematoda; Chromadorea; Rhabditida; Ancylostomatidae.